AUGGCCGCUCCACAGGGAAGGGCUCGAGCGGACUACGAUUACCUCAUAAAGCUCCUCCUGAUCGGCGACAGUGGUGUGGGUAAGAGUUGCCUUCUUCUGCGUUUCUCUGAUGGUUCCUUCACCACAAGUUUCAUUACCACCAUUGGAAUUGAUUUUAAAAUCAGAACCAUUGAACUUGAUGGCAAACGAAUCAAACUCCAAAUCUGGGAUACAGCUGGUCAGGAACGGUUCCGUACGAUCACAACCGCUUACUAUCGUGGAGCCAUGGGUAUCUUGUUGGUGUACGAUGUUACGGACGAAUCGUCUUUCAACAACAUUAGGAACUGGAUUCGCAACAUUGAGCAACAUGCUUCUGACAAUGUGAACAAGAUACUGGUAGGGAACAAGGCUGACAUGGAUGAAAGCAAAAGGGCUGUGCCUACUUCCAAGGGCCAAGCACUUGCUGAUGAGUAUGGCAUCAAAUUCUUUGAAACUAGUGCGAAAACAAAUCUCAAUGUGGAGCAAGUGUUCUUUUCAAUAGGAAGGGAUAUAAAGCAAAGGCUUGCGGACACUGACACAAGGGCAGAGCCCACGACAAUUAAGAUAAAUCAACCCGAUCCAGCUGCUGGGGCUGGUCAAGUUGCCCAAAAAUCAGCUUGCUGCGGUUCGUAG
Messenger RNA from Ilex paraguariensis (yerba mate), 651 nucleotides. The record is from the annotation of a GenBank genome assembly. NCBI's taxonomy places the organism in Eukaryota, Viridiplantae, Streptophyta, Magnoliopsida, Aquifoliales, Aquifoliaceae.